This is a messenger RNA of Camelina sativa (false flax), 1917 nucleotides long. RefSeq lists its product as uncharacterized. NCBI's taxonomy places the organism in Eukaryota, Viridiplantae, Streptophyta, Magnoliopsida, Brassicales, Brassicaceae. Gene Ontology annotation, molecular function: protein binding. Gene Ontology annotation, cellular component: plasma membrane. The record is from RefSeq and is a predicted model, not a curated record.
AUGCAGCCGAUCUUCCAAACGAUCCUAAGAGACGACGUUCCAGCUUUUCUGGGUCUGGUGGCAGAGAGAGAUUCGUGGCUGGAGGAGAGAAACGAUGAACAACACAGCAACACUGUGUUGCACAUGGCUGCCAAGCAUGGACAUGGAGAACUCGUCUCAAAGAUUGUUGAGCUCCGACCUUCCCUCCUCUAUUCCCGAAACAGAUACGGAAACACACCUUUGCAUCUCGCUGCUCUCCUUGGAGACGUUAACAUAGUUAUGACCAUGUUAGAGUUUGGAUUAGAAGCUUGUUCCGCACGCAACAAUAACAACCACACACCCCUCCACCUAGCUUGUCGCAGCAUUUCCAUGGAGGCUGCCACACUCGUUGCGGAAAAGACACCAUCAAUCGGCCUUGAUGAACUCAAUUUCGCCCUAUCAAGUGGAUCCACCUGUAUUGCAGCAAUUAUACUAGAGAGAUUCCCAGACCUAGCUAGGGAAGAAGCUUGGGUGGUCGAAGGCAGCUCGCUAUCAACACUUCUGCAUCAUGCCUGUGAUAGAGGAGACUUCGAACUGACAAGUAUAUUGUUAGGCCUUGAUCAAGGACUAGAAGAAGCUGUUAACGCCAAUGGUUUAUCACCUCUGCAUCUGGCGGUCCUCAGAGGCUCAGUUGUAAUCCUGGAGGAGUUCCUUGAAAAGGCUCCGUUGUCUUUUGGCUUUCUCACGCCAUCAAAAGAGACAGUCUUUCAUCUCGCUGCACGAAACAAAAACAUAGAUGCCUUCGUUUUCAUGGCCGAGAGUGUGGGCAUUAAUAGCCAAGAUCUUUUGCAGCAAACUGAUGAAAAUGGCAACACUGUUUUACAUAUUGCUGCCUCCCUGGCUUGUUGUGCUGCGCUGAUACGUUACAUUGUUGGUAAGAAGAUAGUGGAUAUCAGCUACAAGAACAAGAUGGAUUUUGCAGCUUCUCACCUUCUCCCUCAAGAAGCGGAAGACUUCGAGUUGCUAUCAAGCUGGCUGAGGUUCGAUACCGAGCAGGAUUCUAAGAAAACUGAAGUACUUGAGAGCCACUCCAAUCCAUUCCAUAAACGAUCUCUGGAACGCAUUAAAACUUUAGUUAGCUGCAAAAGCUCUAAACAGAACGAGAUAAUACGGUUGCUUGAGCUAAUCGAAACAAAAACAUCAGAGAUAGCAGAGAUAAAGAGAAAAAAGAAAGGGGAAGCGGAAAGAGGUCGUAAGAGCAUGGAAUAUGAGAUGCAUAUAGAAGCCUUACAAAAUGCAAGAAACACGAUCGCGAUCGUGGCAGUCCUGAUUGCUUCAGUUUCUUAUGCCGGUGGGAUAAACCCUCCUGGAGGCGUCUACGACGAUGGGCCAUGGAGAGGGAAAUCGAUUGUAGGCAAUACAGCAGCGUUCAAAGUCUUUGCAAUAUGCAACAACAUCGCACUGUUCACAUCGUUGUGCAUCGUUAUUCUUCUUGUUAGCAUCAUACCUUUCAAGAGGAAACCUUUAAAGAGAUUAUUGGUGGCCACACACAGGAUGAUGUGGGUUUCUGUAGGGUUCAUGGCGACGGCUUAUGUAGCGGCAUCUUGGGUAACCAUACCACAUUUACACGGAACACGAUGGUUGUUUCCAGCCAUCGUAUCUGUUGCCGGUGGAUCGUUGACAGUACUCUUUUCCUAUCUUGGAGUUGAGACCAUCAGUCAUUGGUUCAAGAAGAUGAAUCGUGUAGGAGAUAUACCGGUUUAUUAUAUCAAGAAAAGACGUGUUGGAGAUUUGCCUCCCUUCGCAAGAACCAGCUCAGCUCAUCUGGUCUCCGCAUUAAGAAAAACCAAUCUCAGUGAAGGAGAUAUGCCUUCCUUUGCAAGGACCAACUCAGAUUUGGCUGCCUCCGGAAAAUCAGGCUAUUUCACCUAUUGAAUCUUUUGAAAAAAGUUGUUUAUC